Molecule: messenger RNA, 357 nt
Organism: Arctia plantaginis
Lineage: Eukaryota; Metazoa; Arthropoda; Insecta; Lepidoptera; Erebidae
Source: the annotation of a GenBank genome assembly
AUGACCUGUUAUUUAAAUACUAAACGUCAACUGUCGUUUCUCGUCAACUGUCACGGCAUUUUCGGCGAUUAUCUAGAAAAAUAUCAGAGACGUACUCGCGCAUCAGCUAAUAAAUCGGGACGGAGCACUCCGGCCAUCGUCGCUGCUGUCGGCCGCUCUCGCCGCCGCCAAACCACCAUCUGCAAUGCCAAUAUAUUUUCAAUGGCAAUAAGUGUCGGCCCACGCUGUGCUAGUGUAGGCGACGCGAACAUGCUCGAACCAGCUCCUCCCAGAUUUAACAACUCGUCAUGUGCUGUUAAACCCAUAACAACCUGGUUCUUCAGACCAACCAAAAUUGUAUUUGAAGUAAAUAUGUAA